This is a messenger RNA of Coregonus sp. 'balchen', 1601 nucleotides long. NCBI's taxonomy places the organism in Eukaryota, Metazoa, Chordata, Actinopteri, Salmoniformes, Salmonidae. The record is from the annotation of a GenBank genome assembly.
CAGCUCUUGGCUAUAGAUACCCCACGAAAAUACGCCAUUUGGUAUCAAGAAAACAACUAGAUGACGAAGAGCAAAGAGGUCUCUGAGAAAUCUCAAGAUCAACGGUUUCAUAAGUAUUUUCUCGGUUCGUCUUUCGUCGUGAACAAACUACCGGCUGGCUUCGACAGCUAGCCAAACGGUUUUUGCGAUUUUAUUUUGAUACGAAAACCUAGCCAAGCGGCUACCAUGGAUUUUUAAGCCAGUAUGCGGCGAAACUAAUGCAUCGGCAUGCAUCGUGCAAGGCAAAACGGACUCCGAAACUCCAUCUUCACAACUGCCAAGCAGUUGGGCUCAAAUACCGUCCGCGGUAUCACCGUGAGCCAACCUAUACCGCUCCUCCUUGAUCGAAGGAAGCGAACAUUAGCUAGCUAAUAAAUUGAAUCAUCAAGUAUUAUUAUUUUUUUUACCAUCGAUUCAUUAGAACAUCUAAACACUUGUUACCGAUCAAAAUGAAACCUCAAGUUAUCAUCGCCGGUAAGACCAGCCCGACUAGUCUGUGGAUCUUCGGGUACGGCUCUCUGGUGUGGAAGCCUGACUUCAAAUACAAGAGUAGCAAGGUCGGCUACAUCCAAGGCUACAAGAGACGCUUCUGGCACGGAGACAACUUCCAUCGUGGAAAUGAUGACCUAGUAAGCUGAAGAUCAAUAUUUUGCUAUGAACAUAAAGUAUUGCUGCAUGUGUAGUUUGAUACCACGCCCUGAUGUGGCCGCUGUACAGCUUGGCUACAUAGCUAACUAUUGCUUCAGUCUGAGUGGUGAUGCUGACCCAUUUUCUCUCCCUUGCAGCCCGGAAGAGUGGUGACGCUGAUUGAGGAUGAUGACGUAAGUGGAACUUUAACCGCCUACUAAAUGACGCCUUUAAGGUUUAGCAAUGUAGUUUCCACGCAGAACAGAACUCAAACCCUAUCACUCAUUUCCAUAUGUAUUAAUGCGAAAUAUCCACUUGUUCCUCUUUUGAAAGACCUGUCUAACAGAAAUCUCUACCUGUUCCUCAAUACAAAAUGUCAGCUUGAAUGAAGUUUCUAAUGACAUCUUGCUUCCUCCUCCAAUAGGCAACUACCUGGGGCAUGGCUUUCGAGGUGACCGGUUCCCAGGUCGAAGAGUCCCUUAAGUACCUAAAUGUGCGCGAGGCCGUGUGCGGCGGUUACGUCACCAAGCUCGUGGACUUCAUCCCUGAGGAUGACCAAGUGAACCAGACCCACCAGGCCCUCCUCUACAUUGCUACCCCAGACAACCCUCUCUUCCUGGGGCCCGCCAGCCCUGAGGUGAUAGGGCACCAGAUCGCCACCAGGCAGGGGAAGACGGGUCACAACCUGGAGUAUCUUCUCCGCCUGGCUGAGUUCAUGAGGCGGCGCUGCCCUCACGUGGACGACCCACACCUGUUCUCCAUCGAGGCUGCCGCUCUGGCCCUAGUGCCAUACCUGCUAGGGGCCCAGUAGCCCGUACCCUUCCAUCUAUAAUACGAUUAGGGCGGCCUCAUAUUGGUACCCUGUUCCAUUAUAUAGUGCACUACUGGCUCUGGUCAUAAGUAUUGUAUGCUGUAGGGAAUAGGGUGCCAUUUGG